GUUUUUGAGGAAUUCGUGAUAAAUUAAAGUGAACGAACACCAAAUAAGAGAGGACAAACGCGAGAAUGCGUCCAUGAUCAGCAGGAGAGAGGGGAAACACAAUUCUUUAAUGGAUAUGUCUUCAAAAGUUCCUGAGAAUCGAAUUCAUGAAUGAGGUGGUGUGCAUCAGAGGUGGGACCAAGUCAUAGUUUUACAAGUCACAAAUAUGGUCUCUUUGAACAAGAUCCUGAGGCUCAAACUAGAAACAGGAAAUGCGAUGGAUAUCCUUUACGCAGUAGAUUUCUCCUUCACAUAGCAUUUUGAGUGGAUUGCUUCGCCCUUUUUGUACACAACUUCUAAACUUCUUUUUUUGUAAGUGGCCAUCAACGGCCAUGACUGGAAAGAGUUCAGACUGAUACAGCGGGGACAAAGGAGAGAGAAAGGAGCCACACUCAGAGUAUGGGGGCACCUGGCAGGCCAGUUCUGGGUGGAUUCGGUUCUACAACAUCCUCCCUAGACCUCGUCGGCUGGAUGGUCUGGCCUGGUAAUACCACCGUGAGUCUGAACCAGAGCUUCUUCGGGACUGACUACAGCUUCAAUCUCUCCGCAUCCUCCUCCUCUUCAUCCUCGCCUCAUGGGGUGGAAAGGGAGGAGAUGAAGGAAAAGAACUGGCCAGCCCUAUUGAUACUGGUGAUUAUCUUCUUGACGAUAGGAGGGAAUAUCUUAGUUAUUUUGGCCGUUUCGCUGGAAAAAAAGCUGCAGAAUGCAACAAACUUCUUCCUGCGCUCACUCGCAGUGGCGGACAUGCUGGUGGGCAUCUUGGUCAUGCCCAUCUCGCUCAUUAACAUCCUGUAUGAUUAUGCUUGGCCGUUGCCCAGUGCUCUUUGUCCUAUUUGGAUAUAUCUGGAUGUGCUCUUCUCCACUGCUUCCAUCAUGCACCUGUGUGCCAUUUCUCUCGAUCGCUACGUGGCCAUACGCAAUCCAAUCGAGCACAGCCGGUUCAACUCCCGCACCAAGGCCAUGUUGAAGAUCGCUGCAGUCUGGACCAUUUCAAUAGGUAUCUCAAUGCCUAUCCCAGUGAUCGGACUGCGUAAUAGAGAGAAGGUUUUUAUAAAUGGCAACUGUGCUCUGAACGAGGAACGCUUCAUACUGGUCGGCUCUUUUGUUGCCUUCUUCAUUCCUCUGGUCAUCAUGGUGGUCACAUAUUGUCUUACUGUCCAAGUGCUUCAGCGUCAGGCCACGGUCUUCCUCCACGAGGGUAAAGCCUCUUCUCAGCAGCCUUUGCAGUCACCGGCUCCGCCCACUUCCCAGCUCGCUACAACUUCUGCUCCAUCCCGUCGCAGCAGCCUGAACUAUCUUCGGAUCAGCAACAGUGAUGGAAACACCCUCGGUCUGACCACGCCCUCGGACACCAUCUCAAUAAUCCCAAGUUCAGAAGCUCCCUCACAGCUGAAUUCACCCGCUGGGCGGGACCCGGGUGGAGCCCGCGGGCGGCGUGGCAUGAUGCAGGCCAUCAAGAAUGAACGGCGGGCAUCCAAGGUGUUGGGUGUGGUGUUCUUCCUCUUCCUUAUCAUGUGGUGUCCCUUUUUCAUCACCAAUGUUCUAUAUGUCCUCUGCCAUGGAGCAUGUAAUGAGCCACUACUAACAGAACUGUUGAAUGUGUUUGUAUGGGUGGGGUACAUUUCAUCAGGGGUUAACCCUUUAGUGUACACAUUGUUUAACAAGACCUACCGACGGGCGUUUUCAAGUUACAUGCACUGCCAGUAUAGACAGGUGGGGCUUAAACCCAUCCCUAUACAUGUUCCUUGUCCAUCCCUUGCGGCAGUCACGCCCAUCCUAAUCUGCCAAAAAGUUGCUGUUGAUCGUAAUAGUAACUGCCGAAAUGGGGAUGGGAAUGGAAUCCGGAAUCUGGAGCCUCAUGACACGGACACUGACCCCGGACUGGAACUGAAACCAGGAAUAUCAGAGCUUUCCAUCAACAGCAGCCAUAGUCAAACAGAACACACCAGCAGUGUCUGAAAAGUAUCUUUGAAUCUGACGUGGAGACUAGGACGGGGUGUGACUGUACUCCAAGUGAUCUGCCUAAAUAUGUCUCAAGGAGAUGUCACACCUAAAAUAACUCAUAACAGCACUGUGAUUGGCUGUCUCCACAACCUCAGCUGUAUCACAGUUAUUGUUAUUGAGUUAUUGACAGAAACAAUAAACUGACCAAGGUCAGGAGACAUUGUGUCAGUGCUGGGAAAGGGAAAGAGAAUGUCAAUGCAGAGUAUGGGUGUUUGUGAACAUGUUCAGAUGCCUGAAUGCCAAUGAGUAUUGCAUGAGUGCCCAGUCUCUAACUAAAGCAGCAUUGGACAAUAUGAGCAUUACCGAUACCUUAAGACUGCAAUUCACUAUAUGUGCAGCAAAGUCUGACAGGUAGGGUCACAGCAUCCUCUUGUGGUCAGGUGAGUAAAUACAAAAGACGCAGUGCAAACCCAAAAACAUGAAAAAUAAAUUUACUCUCAUCCAAGCUAUUUGCAUUAAAAUAUGGAUGAAGUUAUACUGUCUAAAUACACUUGCAAGUCGGAUUAUUGUAUGUGUAGCUUGUAAACAUCUUCAGUAAUAUAUGUUGGAUUCUUUGGGAGUUGUAGAAACACAAUAGCAUGGUAAGAAACCAUAUUUUAUUUUCCUGGCCUUACAGUGUGGUGGAAAUUACUACAAAACACCAGUUCUCUCCUUACCACUUCUCACAGUGGCAUAGCAAACUGGACCAAACAGCAGAAUGAGGUGAAAUUCAAACCCAACAAAAAAUCCUAUCACUGAUUUUGGUGUACAUCUUAAAUCUUAAGACACAACAAAUGUGGCUUGAGUAUUGAAUCUCAAGUGAGAAGGGUUUCAUUCAGUCAAUUCUGAAAAGUCCAAAUUGCUUCUUUAGGAUUUUGUCAGAAUGUUUUUUCCCCUCCUCUAAUUUGAAGUAACAGCUUCUAAAUACGGAGAACAUUCUCUCCUGAAUGUUGGAUUAGUUGUGAGAUGCCUCAUCUAGUGGUUAUGAAUGAGUGAGGGAAGAAGCAACAUUGCACAAGAGUACUACACCGUUUACUUUAUAUGGACGGACUGUCCAUGACAAUAGAUGUUGGUCUGUAAGACUGAAAAUAUUCAUUUCAGAAUGUCCAGGAACAUUUAAUGUAUAAAGCUGUACAUUUUUGCUCUUUUUAUGUGUAGAACCUUAGAAAUUCUCCUGUAUCACCUGCCUAUGUUCAAACUGCCACUUUCACCAUAGCCUGUGAAUGUUUUACCAGAUUUUUGUUGUUGUUGUUGUUAAAACCCAUCCUACUCACAAUGUUAUCAUUUUGUGA
This is a messenger RNA of Myxocyprinus asiaticus (Chinese sucker), 3314 nucleotides long. Its product is annotated as 5-hydroxytryptamine receptor 2C-like. Gene Ontology annotation, biological process: chemical synaptic transmission; G protein-coupled receptor signaling pathway, coupled to cyclic nucleotide second messenger. The record is from RefSeq and is a predicted model, not a curated record. Gene Ontology annotation, cellular component: dendrite; plasma membrane. Lineage: Eukaryota; Metazoa; Chordata; Actinopteri; Cypriniformes; Catostomidae. Gene Ontology annotation, molecular function: neurotransmitter receptor activity; G protein-coupled serotonin receptor activity. The transcript has 5 exons. The coding region runs from base 439 to 1998 and encodes 519 amino acids.